UGUUAGAGAAGAAGAAGUGAGGGUUUGUUGACAUUAUCCACCAAAAUCAGGUCGUCUAUUGGGACUGCUUCCAUUGCUCUCCCUGGAAAUUAUUAAAGGAACACUAAUUCUGCCCGAAAAAGCCUUUUAUUAUUGUUAAACAACAGUUGGCUAGGGAAAGCUUGUGCAAUAUAAUUGUCAGAAGCUUUUGUGCACGCGAUCAAGCGCGUGCUUCGAAACACGAGUAAUACGGUUACAGAAGCUCCUUCAAAUCUUAAUAAGUGAGAGAGCACCUAGAAACACCUUUCGUAGGAUUGGCUCAUCUCGAAAAUAUAAAACUCUAUAGGCCAAAGUGUAAGUGUAUUCAGAAGAAAUAUUUAAAUACUUAUCUUGAAAAAUUGCCUGAGCUGGUAGGAAGACAGUGACACGGAGAACGUCGAAGGAAGAUUAAAUGUGCUAUGAAGUAAGUUUUGCUGAGAUAUUCGUUUCUCCUUCCCUAUUUUAUUCAAACGAAAAUGAGCGACGAAUCAACACAGGAGUCUCAAAAACCAAACGGGUCUCCCAAUCCACCUUUCAAAGGAUCUGGUAAAACCCAGCAGAAAUCUCUUUGCAGAAUAAUACUUAUCAGAGCAUGGAUGGUGACUGCAAUAUUUUUAUUUGCUACAGGAAUGAUCUUACUUAUUUUCGGAGCAAUUUACUGGAAGAAAAACAUAGGUAUGUUUCUAGGAGGCGCUCUAUGUCUAGUUUUAGCAGUGCCUGUCACGGCAUUUUAUCUCUGGUGUACUCAUUGUUAUGGUGAUAGUCAAAAAAUUCCACAACACAUAGAAAGCAGGCAGCCAUCAAUCGAAAAGGAAGUAUCAACUGUUGGAUCUCCUGGUCUAUACAAACAGAACUUCACAGAGCCAAAGACUGAUGUCCCUGUGGAACCGCUUGUUACCAUGACGCCCAUCAUGUCAUCUCCAAAAUCUGGUGAAAAUGAACAACGUUUGAGAGAUGCUAGCACUUCACGUGAGCCAGGAAGCAAUAAAAGUAGUGUUACAUCAACUCCUGACAUUCUAAGUCGAAGAUUUCUGUUGAACAAAAUUAAUUUUGCACCGCUGGCCAGUGCCGAAACUCUUACCCCGUCGCUGAGGUCAUCUUUCGCAAGUAUAAGUACCGCUAUCUAGUGUGUAACAAACAAAUCCUUAGUUACUUUUACUCCUCGCCUAAAUUAAUGUGUAAAAAAUAGUAUUAUCAUUAUGUUUAUUGAUAUAAUAGUAAUGGGGACUACAAACGUUUUAUCCAACUGUCAGGGUUUACAUAUGGUGAAUAAGUUAAGAAAUGAAAAGUUUAAAUACAGGCAAAAACAUACUAAACAGCAACCUCGCGAUAGCUUAGCGUUAAUCAUGAGAACUUGAAACGAUAAAACUAGAGGUUCGAUCCCUGUGGUAGACACAGCACAGAUAGCCCACCGUGCAUAUUUGUGCUUAAUUACAAAUAAACAGCAGUUGUCGAAACUUAUGCUUAUCUAAUCACUUCUGUAUUCCUUUAUAGUGUGCAGUGUUGUAAUGUAUAUUUCUUCUUCUUUUCAUUUUGCCCACCAGUGGCACAGCGGUAUGUCUGCAGACUUACAACGCUA
Limulus polyphemus (Atlantic horseshoe crab) is the source of this 1597-nucleotide messenger RNA. RefSeq lists its product as uncharacterized. The transcript has 3 exons. The record is from RefSeq and is a predicted model, not a curated record. NCBI's taxonomy places the organism in Eukaryota, Metazoa, Arthropoda, Merostomata, Xiphosura, Limulidae. The coding region runs from base 495 to 1145 and encodes 216 amino acids.